Molecule: messenger RNA, 676 nt
Organism: Thrips palmi
Lineage: Eukaryota; Metazoa; Arthropoda; Insecta; Thysanoptera; Thripidae
Product: endocuticle structural glycoprotein ABD-4-like
Exons: 3
Coding region: 120-599 (159 amino acids)
Cellular component (GO): chitin-based extracellular matrix
Molecular function (GO): structural constituent of chitin-based larval cuticle
Source: RefSeq, a predicted model, not a curated record
CGGAGGCUGGCGCCAAGUGCAGCGAGGUGCGCGAACGGCUCAGACGUACUUGCCUGACUAUAUAAGUGGCCGGGUCCGCGCCGCGUGUCCAUUGCCAGUGACCAGUGCAGUGAAUCGCUAUGAAUUCGCUGGUGUUCCUGGUGUUCCUCGCGGUCGCCGCCGCGUCGGUGGCGCUAGUGUCGUCCGCCCCGCAGAGGGCGCUGCCCCCGCGAGGCCCCCCCGGGCAGCAGCCGCAGGGCCAGCAGAUCCCCAUCAUCUCGCAGACCUCCGAGAUCAACCCCGACGGCUCGUACAAGUGGAGCUACGAGACGGGCAACCAGAUCAAGGCCAAUGAGGAGGGCGCCGUGAAGAACCUCGGCAACCCGGAGGCGGAGGCCAUGUCCGCGCAGGGCGGCUUCUCGUACACGGCGGACGACGGCACCCCCAUCCAAGUCCAGUACAUCGCCGACGAGAACGGCUUCCAGCCCCAGGGCGCGCACCUGCCCACGCCGCCGCCCAUCCCCGAGGCCAUCCUCAAGUCCAUCGAGUACAACAAGGCCCACCCCGAGGAGGACGAGAGCCAGGGAGGGGGCCAGGCCGCCCCUGCACGCAAGGGCUAGUGCGGAGCGUUUACGUUAAACUUUGUGUUAAUAUUCUUUUUUUUUGGACGAAAAUUACUUAAAUUGCUUAAAUUUGU